Messenger RNA from Amborella trichopoda, 1566 nucleotides. RefSeq names its product Transmembrane amino acid transporter family protein. NCBI's taxonomy places the organism in Eukaryota, Viridiplantae, Streptophyta, Magnoliopsida, Amborellales, Amborellaceae. The record is from RefSeq and is a predicted model, not a curated record.
AUUGAUAGGUAUUUUAUAUAUGGUCUCCAAAUAAUCGGGCCAGUCCGCAGUCUGGUUGGGCCAGUCUGGUUUCAGAGUUCACAUCGAACCUGGUUUUACCAUACUUCAUAGACAUACAUCGAACCUGGUCCUUCUCUCUGUCUCUCCUGAUUUAUGAGACCAACACUGCAUAGUGCAUACACAUCUUGUGAGGAAUUUCAGAGUUCGAAGAUCAAUGAGAAGAUGACUACCAAUGAAGAAAAAGUGAAGGACCUUGACGCAGGGGCACUUUUUGUUCUCAAAUCAGAAGGUUCAUGGAUUCAUUGUGGGUACCACCUAACGACCUCCAUUGUUGCCCCUGCUCUAUUGAGCCUGCCUUUUGCACUUGCUUCUCUUGGUUGGGUGCUCGGGCUUUUGUGCUUGACAAUUGGGGCUUUGGUCACUUUUUAUUCAUACAACCUUCUCUCUCUAGUGCUAGAGCACCAUGCACAGCAAGGCCAGCGCCACCUAAGGUUCAGGGACAUGGCCCAUCAUAUUCUAGGACCUAGAUGGGCUCGAUAUUUUGUGGGUCCAAUUCAAUUUGCGGUUUGUUAUGGUGCGGUCGUUGGUUGUACCUUGCUCGGAGGCCAAAGCAUGAAGUCCAUAUACUUAAUCAACCAUCCAAACGGGGGAAUGAAGCUAUUCGAAUUCGUAAUGAUAUUUGGAUGCCUCAUGUUGGUGUUGGCUCAAGUUCCCUCCUUCCAUGCCUUGAGACACAUAAAUUUGGUUUCCCUAAUUCUCGCUCUUGGUUAUAGUGCAUGUGCCACUGCUGGAUCCAUCCAUGUUGGAAAUUCGAGUGAUGCUCAUAAAGACUAUUCUCUCAAUGGAGACACUGCAAGUCGCAUGUUUGCAGGAUUCAAUGCCAUGGCCAUCAUAGCAACCACCUAUGGGAAUGGUAUCAUCCCAGAAAUACAGGCAACAUUGGCACCACCAGUGAAAGGGAAAAUGUUUAAGGGACUAUUAGUUUGUUACAGUGUGGUCUUUGUUACAUUCUUUAGUGUUGCCAUUUCUGGGUAUUGGGCAUUUGGAAACAAGGCAGGGGGUACAAUCCUGGCCAAUUUCUUUGUUGAUGGAAAAGCCCUUGUCCCCAAGUGGCUCCUCGUCCUCUCUAACCUUUUUGCACUCCUUCAAGUAUCAGCUGUUGGUGUGGUGUACUUGCAACCCACGAAUGAAGUUUUGGAAAGAAAAUUCGGCGAUGCUAUGAGCGCCGAAUUCUCGCCCCGAAAUGUUAUUCCCAGGUUAAUAUUGCGGUCAAUUUCGGUGGCAUUGGCCACCUUGUUGGCCGCAAUGCUACCCUUCUUCGGAGAUAUCAACGCAUUGAUUGGGGCUUUUGGAUUUAUCCCCUUGGACUUUGUUUUGCCGGUUGUUUUCUAUAAUACCACAUUUGCCCCAUCAAAGAAGAGCUUCCUCUUUUGGGGAAAUACCACAAUUGCCCUUGUUUUCUCAGCCGUUGGAUUGAUCGGGGCAGUGUCUGCAGUUCGUCAGAUCUAUUUGGAUGCCGAUAACUAUAGAUUGUUUGCUAAUGUGUAAAUAAUAAUCCGAUUGUUA